CACAUCGACUACUAUUGUCAGCCAUUAAAAUAGUGAAGACGCCUAAAAUUACUGCCAUAAAUUUUGUAUUACGAAAGAAAUAGUUUUUGUAACAAAAAUACGCAACAAAAAUGUGAAUUUAGUGUAGUUUUUAUUCAUUUAAUUCACUUAGUUUUGAAAAUAAUUGUAAAAAUUUUAAAUGUUUUUGAAAAAUUGUCGUGAAUUUCUUUUUUUAUUUCUUACAAAGAACGCAUAGUUUUAAAUGUGAGUACCAAAAAUACGAUGAAUUCGCAAAAUUCGGGAGUCCUAACCUCUUGCGGAGUUAAUAAUUCACUUUUAGUGAAUUCCAUGAACGAGAUGGUGGAAAAGAAUAACAAGAACAAUGACAUUGAGGAAGAAUAUUUUUUAGUAACAGAGGAAUCGGGAGAAUUGCAAAUAAUCGACAGGGAUGAUUAUCAAAAUGAUAAAUUAGCACAAAUGUGCCGGACAUGUGGCACUGUUAAUGAUCAUCUUAUACCAAUAUUCAAGGAAGAUGGCCUCGAACAUAAUUUUUCCAGUAAAAUACAGAAGCAUCUACCGAUAAAAGUCUGUGAAACGGAUAUUUUACCUCUACAAUUGUGUUAUCAAUGUGCUGCAACGUUGCUCGCUUGGGAUGAACUUUCUGAUGGGGUUCUUUCGGCACAAAGUCGCCUUCUACGUCUUCAGGAACAAGCAGAACAAAGAAGGUCGUCGGUUUAUGAGGAACCAGCGAAACCUGAAGAAAAUACAGAAUUCCACCAGAAAGAAUCGACGGAAGAGGAACAAUCAACUCAGCAGGCCGAGAACAAUGAAACUCUAAAAACUGAAAGGUCCAGUAGAGUCCAGACACCAUUUAACGUAUUCCUUGAUACGCAGACAAUUUUUUGGUCACCCUCAAAACGAAGACAGACAACAACAACAACAACAAAUCGAUGUCAAGUACAAGAAAAAAUUCCCACCGAAACAUCAGAACCCAUGAAUAUCUGGAUAAACUCCUCACUAUCAUUACCAAUGCCAAUCAACAAUCAAUUGUUCGAACAACAAUCAACAAUUGACAUCGUUGACGAACCAAAAAACGAACAACAGGAUUAUGAAUUUAUCGGCGAAUUGCCCACGAGCAGUAAUGACACCGACAGCGAUGAACUCAAUUGGAAAUGUAAAACAUGUACCCUUGAAUUUAAUUCCGCCGCGGAAUUAAAUGAACACGCUAAAACACAUCAAUCCCAAGUGCCAUAUCUCUGUGCCGAAUGUGGACGUGGUUUUAAAUUAAAGGACUCAUUUGUUCGUCAUUCGCGAAUUCAUCGCGAUGAACGUCCAUUCACGUGUCACGUGUGCGGUAAACAAUUUCGUGACUCCGGUGGAUUGUCCCGUCACAUCAAGGAUGUUCAUGCGAAAUUAAAAAAAUUCCCCUGCGAUCUUUGCGAAAAUAGUUUCGCCUCAAAAGCAACGCGCGACGAUCAUCGUCGAACACACACCGGCGAACGACCCUACGUUUGCGAUUGUUGCGGUAAAACAUUCAAAUCAAAGGCAUCACUCUACAUUCACAGUAAAUUACAUACAGACGAAUUUCCCCAUCCUUGUUCGUAUUGUCAAAAAAAAUUUCGCCGCCGUCAGGAAAUGUUAGCACACAUCACAACACAUACGGGCGAGAAGAAUUUCGCCUGCGAUAUUUGCUCAAAACGAUUUCGCGUCAAAUCAGAACUUAUGAGACAUCGUUUGAUACACUCCGACGAUAAGCCAUUCGCUUGCAAUAAAUGUGGCCUCGCGUUUCGUCAAAAACGCUAUCUCAACAAUCAUCUCAAGAACCGACACAUUGAACUCUCGAAGAAUUGCUAAUUAUUAUUUUUCACCAAAUUUCUAGAUUAGAAACUAAUUUUUUAGAAUUGAGGAAGCAAACACUGAAAAAUAGUUUUUAUAUUACUAAAGAAAAAAAAAAAAAUGGAAGAAUUCCAGUAACGAUAUCAACGUAUUUUUUUGUAGAUGCAGUUUGUCCACUUACCGAAAGCAUUCAUCGAAAUCGU
Molecule: messenger RNA, 2018 nt
Organism: Leptopilina heterotoma
Lineage: Eukaryota; Metazoa; Arthropoda; Insecta; Hymenoptera; Figitidae
Product: zinc finger protein OZF-like
Exons: 6
Coding region: 262-1833 (523 amino acids)
Biological process (GO): regulation of transcription by RNA polymerase II
Cellular component (GO): nucleus
Molecular function (GO): RNA polymerase II cis-regulatory region sequence-specific DNA binding; DNA-binding transcription factor activity, RNA polymerase II-specific; zinc ion binding
Source: RefSeq, a predicted model, not a curated record